Messenger RNA from Zingiber officinale, 1995 nucleotides. Its product is annotated as trans-cinnamate:CoA ligase, peroxisomal-like. NCBI's taxonomy places the organism in Eukaryota, Viridiplantae, Streptophyta, Magnoliopsida, Zingiberales, Zingiberaceae. The record is from RefSeq and is a predicted model, not a curated record. The coding region runs from base 9 to 1877 and encodes 622 amino acids. The transcript has a single exon.
CUCCCUCCAUGCCGCACGCCUUCCCCUAUAAGAAGCCGCCGUUGGCUUCGCUCGCUUCUUAUCGACUUCUGUCUGGUUUCUUCCUCUGCUUCCGUCCUCGAUCGAUGGAGAAGCUGCUGAAGAACGAGGCCAACCACGUCGCUCUCACGCCCAUUAACUUCCUGCCGAGGGCUGCCGCCGUUUACUCCGACCGGUUGUCGGUUGUUUAUGGCCGCACCCACUUCACUUGGAGGCAGACCUACCAGCGCUGCUGCCGCCUGGCCGCCUUCCUGCAGUCGUUGGGCGUCUCCAAGAACGACGUGGUGUCGGUGCUGGCGCCGAACGUGCCGGCGGUGUACGAGAUGCACUUCGGGGUGCCCAUGGCCGGCGCCGUGCUCAACACCAUCAACACCCGGCUGGACGCCGGGAACGUGGCCAGUAUCUUGAAGCACUCCGAGGCGAAGAUUCUGUUCGUGGAUUGCCACUGCGUCCAACUCGCCGCCGAGGCACUCAAUCGACUCAUCUGCGAAGGCAAGCCGCUGCCGCUCGUCGCGGUUAUCGAUGAUUUGGAGGCUCCGACGGGCGCGCGGCUCGGGGAGCUGGAGUACGAGGGGAUGGUGGCGGCUGGAGAUCCCGCGGCGUUCCCGCCGGUGGAGGUGAGGGAUGAGUGGGAUGCGGUGGCGCUGAAUUAUACUUCCGGGACGACGUCGGCGCCGAAGGGGGUGGUGUACAGCCACCGGGGAGCGUACCUGAGCACGCUCAGCUUGCUGCUGCAAUGGGAGGUGGGGAGCGAGCCGGUGUAUCUUUGGUCGCUGCCGAUGUUCCACUGCAACGGGUGGACCUUCACCUGGGGCAUGGCCGCGCGCGGCGGCACCAACGUGUGCAUCCGGUCGCCCACCGCCGGCGAUAUGUACGGCGCCAUCGCCGACCACCGGGUGACACACAUGUGCUGCGCCCCCACCGUGUUCAGCAUUCUGCUCGAGGCGGGCCCCGGAGAACGGAGGCCGCUGCCGGGCCCAGUGGAGGUGCUGACGGGCGGCGCGCCUCCGCCGGCGGCACUUAUGGAGAGGAUCCAAGGGCUGGGAUUCCGGGUCACCCAUGCGUACGGGAUGACGGAGGCGACGGGGCCGGCGCUGGUGUGCGAGUGGCGGCGGGAGUGGGACCGGCGGCCGCCGGAGGAGCAGGCGGCCCUGAAGGCACGGCAGGGGAUCAGCGUGCUGACGCUGGCGGAUGUGGACGUGAAGGACGAGGAGACGAUGGCGAGCGUGGCGCGCGACGGGAUUACGCAGGGCCAGAUCGUGCUCCGGGGGAGCAGCGUGAUGAAGGGCUACUUCAAGAACCCCGACGAGACGGCGGCGGCAUUCCGGGAGGGGUUGUUCUGGACAGGGGACGUGGCCGUGGUCCACCCGGACGGGUACGUGGAGAUCAAGGACCGUGCGAAGGACAUCAUCAUCUCCGGCGGAGAGAACAUCAGCAGCGUGGAGGUCGAAACGGUGCUGUACCGUCACCCCAAGGUAGCGGAGGCGGCGGUGGUGGCGAUGCCGCACCCGCACUGGGGCGAGACGCCCUGCGCCUUCGUAAAACCGAGAAAAGCCGACGACGACGGCGGCCCAGUGACCGAGGAGGACAUCAUCGCUCACUGCCGCGGCAGCAUGCCGCGGUUCAUGGUGCCGAAGCGGGUGGUGUUCAUGGAGGAGCUGCCGAAGACAUCCACGGGAAAGAUCCAGAAGUUCCUGCUGAGGUCUAUGGCGCGCGGGCUGAGGUCGGCGGAACGCGGGCCGCGACCGCAGGGGGGAGCCGCUGCGCCGGUCUGCAAGGUGGCAGAGGUGGGACGCCACACAGACGACAGCCGAGCCCACGUCAACGAGCAGGUGGUCAUGGCCAUGUCCCGGCUUUGAUAAAUUAAAUAAUAAUUAUAUUUUAUAAAAACAAUAUAUCUUUAAUUUUUGUAUUUGAUAAUUAAAAGCCUGUUUGUUUUUGUAAUAACGACCAUCAUAACAUGCAUAAGAGCCUGUU